UCAACUCAACCCUUCUCCCUCUCAUUCAUUCAAUUCAUUCAACUAGCCUUUUUUACGUCCCAUCACCCAAUUUCUCUCUCUCUCUCUCUCUUAACUCCAAAUAAAUUAAACCCUCGUCUUCUCUUCUUCCCUCUCCUCCUCAACAAAAACCGAAACACCACUUCAUCAGAUUCCCAAAAAACAUAUAACCUAUUUCACCAAUCCAACAGGGUGGUUGUGAUUUUUGUUGUUGUUGUUGUUAGUGAUCAUCAUGGACGCUGCAUCAGGGGCAGCGCCUGCGGCGGUGGCGGCUCCCCAAUCAGAGGGAUCACCGGCUGCGCCGAGCCGCUACGAGUCGCAGAAGCGACGCGACUGGAACACGUUCUUGCAGUACCUGAGGAACCACAAGCCACCAUUGACGCUGGCGCGGUGCAGUGGCGCGCACGUGAUCGAGUUUUUGAAGUACCUCGACCAGUUCGGGAAGACUAAGGUACACAUCUUGGGGUGCCCGUAUUUCGGACACCCCAACCCACCUGCCCCUUGUGCCUGUCCUCUUAAACAGGCUUGGGGCAGUCUGGACGCCCUAAUUGGACGACUCAGGGCGGCCUUCGAAGAAAAUGGAGGCCGUCCUGAGUCCAAUCCAUUUGCAACUAGGGCUGUCCGAAUUUACCUCAGAGAGAUAAGAGAAGGUCAGGCCAAGGCAAGAGGAAUCCCCUACGAGAAGAAGAAACGCAAGAGAACUAUUGUCACCACUACUGUCACCGCCGCAGCCACCGUUAUGUCUACCAUAACGGGUAGUACUCCUAAUAAUACUAUUACAAACGGUGCUGGUAGUAGCACUGGUAACACUACUAACGGAGCUGGUGUUAGUGAACCUUCUGCUGCUGCUACUGCUACACCUAAUGUUACUACUGCUGCUGCCGUAUAGUAUAAUUUUAAUAAUUUUGAUCAUUUUUUCCUAUUUUCUGCUACUAUCUACUAUCUAUCUUUAUUUUUAAGGAAAUUAAUUGUGGUUAUGGCUUAUGUAUAUAUAGUUAAUUACUUAGUUAUGACAAUUUAUCUGAGUUUUUUAAUUUAAAAAUUGAACCCCUAUCAACGAUUUAUCAGAAUCACAGAGAUUAUUUUUUUGGUUUAGCUAGUCUCAUGCUACCUGAUUCUGUUACUUGAAGUGGUGUUUCAUUACUAGGUUUCUCUUGUA
Glycine soja is the source of this 1177-nucleotide messenger RNA. Its product is annotated as protein LIGHT-DEPENDENT SHORT HYPOCOTYLS 5-like. Gene Ontology annotation, biological process: mRNA transcription; response to light stimulus. The record is from RefSeq and is a predicted model, not a curated record. NCBI's taxonomy places the organism in Eukaryota, Viridiplantae, Streptophyta, Magnoliopsida, Fabales, Fabaceae. Gene Ontology annotation, cellular component: nucleus. Bases 251 to 907 code for a protein of 218 amino acids. The transcript has a single exon.